UGAAAGUGUUCAUAACAGGAAUAUGAGUAGUGUUCAUUUUAGGAUGGAAGAAUAGAUACUUGAAAAAACAUACACAUAGUUUUGUAACCGUUUAAAAAUAUAUAAGAUCAAUGCGAAGUCGAAUCCGAGAUUCUAUAAAUCAUUUGAUGGGUUGAAUAGUAGCUACAACAAAAGUUAAACCAUUCAGAGGAUUUAGCCAAUAUGACAGAAAAGGACCGUAGUCCGUUUAACCGUCCUCAUCUUGAGCCAAACGUCGAUGAGAAAAGCACGCUGCUUUCCAAUACAGACGACUCCGAUGGCGCGGGGACUACUGAUUACCGAAAGUUUCGAGCAUUAGAGAUCAAAACAACAUGGCGCCACUGGCUCAUCGGGCCGAUUGUGUUCGCGUACAUGUUCGCUAUGUUGUGUUCAUUUUUCGCUCUUGUGGAAUACACGAAUAACUAUUUUAUGAACCAGGAGUAUUCAAAAGCAAACAUAUCCAGCAAUGAGUCCGCUGACCUUUUCUGCAAUCCCAAUUCCAGCAGUGCAAUAUACGCGGCGGAAAUGACUGCCACCUCUGAGGCAUCCACGUGGAAUCUGUAUUUUGCACUGGCGUCCGGAGUUCCGGCGAUCAUUGCGAAUAUGAUUUUUGGAUCGUACACGGACGCGUUUGGGCGAAAAUUUCUUCUGACGAUAGGCAUCGUGGGAACGACGUUGCGAUUAGGUACAGCGGCGUUAAUUAUUCAUCUCGAGUUGCCUAUCGUCUUUCUCCUGAUAGCUUGCUUCAUCGAGGGCUGUUCUGGGCAGUACGCAACAACCCUUCAAGUAUCGUUGGCUUAUAUCGCCGACAUCACAAAGCCAGGACCUCAUCGCAUGUAUGGAAUCAUUUUCAUCGAGGUUGUAAUCGGAAUUGGUCUAUCCUUAGCAAGUCUGGUGUCCGGAUACAUAAUAGAGGGAUAUGGCUAUAUGAUCACAUUCGCAACCAUGGCCGGAGUACUGAUUCUGAAUUUGGUAUUCAUGUUUUUCGUUCUGCCAGAGACGCUUUCAAAGGAAAAACGCCGGAAUGACAAUACGUUAAUUGGACAGCUGAAAGCAAGCGUCUCAUUCUUCGUGGUGAACGACUCCGAAAACCGCCUGUGGAAGUAUCGGCUUGUCACCGUCAUCCACGCCCUAUGUAACCUGAGUUACCUGCCCCGCACCACGACAGAGACGCUGUAUCAGCUCGGGCAGCCGUUCUGCUGGUCGCCUACACGAGUGGGUACCUACAGCGCCUUGCGCGCCGCGGUGAUCUUGGUGAUCGGGCUGGGCUCGGUGAAGUUCUUAGAGAAGUUUAUGGACGAGGUUUGGAUCUGCAUUAUCGGCACUGCGUCGUAUGGGGCCGCGUUCCUCUGGACCGCCUUCGUCACCGACGACACUUCCUACUGGAUAAUCAUAGCUGUGGGCAUGUUUGGCCCCCUUUCUACGACGAUGCAGAGGAGUAUCCUUUCUCACCUGACACCGCCUGAGAAACAAGGCGCGAUAUUCAGCGUGGUGGGGACUCUCGAGAUUGUCUGCACUCUGGUCGCCAACGCCUCAACCAGCUACAUCUACGCCGCCACCGUGAGCUAUAUGCGUGGGCUCGUGUUUCUCGUGCUCGGCGGAUAUGACGUCAUAUGUAUCAUUCUCACGCUGUUACUGAAGAUCUGUUGGUCCAUAGAGAGGAGACGUGCUGGCUAUAAGCCCUUCAGCCCGGAGAUAAUAGUUAGUGACGACACCUAGCUAGCCUACCCAGCCUUAUUGCUCGUGACUGACCUUGCUUAGCUGUUAACCUCUCUACGUGUCUCAUAUGUUUGCGUUUUAAAAUAACUUUGUGCUUCGUUUACACGUGUUUGUGAUUGUUUUGUGAACAUAUAUAUAUUUGUUAUACAGUGCAAUAAAUCCAUUUGUGACAAAAACC
Molecule: messenger RNA, 1915 nt
Organism: Dreissena polymorpha
Lineage: Eukaryota; Metazoa; Mollusca; Bivalvia; Myida; Dreissenidae
Product: solute carrier family 46 member 3-like
Exons: 4
Coding region: 202-1737 (511 amino acids)
Biological process (GO): transmembrane transport
Cellular component (GO): membrane
Molecular function (GO): transmembrane transporter activity
Source: RefSeq, a predicted model, not a curated record